AUGGCUCUUGUGGCGUUACUGGCGAUGCUUAUGGCGGUGACAAACCUUGCAUUGGCUGAUGCCAGUUUUAGUAACGUCGGCCCUCAGUGGUCUGAUGCACACGCGACGUUUUACGGCGACAUUAACGGCGGAGAAACCAUGCAAGGAGCAUGUGGUUACGGAGAUUUAUUCAAACAAGGUUACGGCUUAAAGACGGCGGCGCUAAGCACGGCGCUCUUCAACAACGGCCAGACUUGUGGUGCUUGUUUCGAGCUCAUGUGUGUGAACUCACAAUGGUGCAAACCGAACGCCGGUUCAAUCAAAAUCACAGCCACUAAUUUCUGCCCACCGAAUUACGCCGAGCCGAUUAAUAUCCGUUGGUGCAACCCUCCUCACAAACACUUCGACCUGUCCAUGAAAAUGUUCACUUCGAUGGCCGAGUACAGAGGAGGGAUAGUUCGGGUGAAGUACCGGAGAGUGAGGUGUCAGAAGAGUGGUGGCGUGAGGUUUGAGGUCAAAGGAAACCCUUACUUUAUCAUGGUUUUGGUGUAUAACGUUGGAGGUGCAGGAGAUGUGACUAGCGUGGCAAUUAAAGGAGACAAGAGUAAUUGGACUGCCAUGCAGAGAAACUGGGGGCAAAACUGGGAUACCGGUGUUGGUUUGGUUGGACAAAGCCUCUCGUUUAUGGUUCGGACCAGUGAUGGUAGGAGCAUGACGUUCUUUAAUGUGUCUCCGCACAAUUGGGGAUUCGGUCAAACUUUCGAAGCAAAAUCGAAUUUUUAG
This is a messenger RNA of Microthlaspi erraticum, 762 nucleotides long. The record is from the annotation of a GenBank genome assembly. NCBI's taxonomy places the organism in Eukaryota, Viridiplantae, Streptophyta, Magnoliopsida, Brassicales, Brassicaceae.